Molecule: messenger RNA, 582 nt
Organism: Eimeria necatrix
Lineage: Eukaryota; Apicomplexa; Conoidasida; Eucoccidiorida; Eimeriidae
Exons: 2
Coding region: 1-582 (193 amino acids)
Source: RefSeq, a predicted model, not a curated record
AUGAGGACAUCCUAUUACCCCCUCCAAACUGCGGGGGGCCCCCCGGGGGCCCCGGGCCCCCCGGGAGAGGCCGCGGCAGGAGCGCAGGGCCUGGCGGGCCCGCAGCAGCUCGGGAGCCUGACCCUGCAGCAGCAGCAGCAGCAGCAGCAGCAGCAGCAGCAGCAGCAGCAGUUGGAAGAAAGCUCUUGCGAAGCCGGCACAGGCAGCGGCAGCGGCAGGAGAAGCAGCAGAAGCAGCAGCGCUUCAAACGAAACCUCCGCGAAACCGACACAACCAGCAGCAGCAACAGCAGCAACAGCAGCAGCAGCAGCAGCAGCAGCAGCAGCAGCAGCACUGACGGUGGCUGCUGCCCAGGACUGUUCUGUUGCUGCAAUGAUUUCUCUGCAUCUUUCUUCCACAUGUUUCAAACUCCGAGAAGCAAUUCGGAAGAAGUGGCGGCUGUCCAAACAGAAGAACUUCAGCUGCAGCAGCAGCAGCAGCAGCAGCAGCAGCAGCAGCAGCAGCAGCAGCAGCAGCAGCAGCAGCAGUUCUUGGUUACUGCUUUUGUAUGCAAUAAGGGCUUUUUACAUAUUUAAAGAAUAA